This is a messenger RNA of Cinara cedri, 177 nucleotides long. NCBI's taxonomy places the organism in Eukaryota, Metazoa, Arthropoda, Insecta, Hemiptera, Aphididae. The record is from the annotation of a GenBank genome assembly.
AUGUACCCGAACCCGUGGAUCCGGAAACACUCGACCCUCAGACAGGUGAUCGAUAAACUGUUGUCGAUCAACUCGAACAACACGAAAAAGUUCGACGCCAUGUUGAACGGCGGCAAGAAGAAGCCCGGCGGCGGCAGGAGAACGGCCGCGACGACGGCGGAAAAACGCAAACGUUAA